Spinacia oleracea (spinach) is the source of this 840-nucleotide messenger RNA. Its product is annotated as UPF0426 protein At1g28150, chloroplastic. NCBI's taxonomy places the organism in Eukaryota, Viridiplantae, Streptophyta, Magnoliopsida, Caryophyllales, Amaranthaceae. The record is from RefSeq and is a predicted model, not a curated record. Bases 118 to 468 code for a protein of 116 amino acids. The transcript has 4 exons.
UAAAAAGUACGGAGCACACUAAAAAAAUUAAUAAUAGAACGUGGCCCUGUAUCUCUCUCAAUUUCCCGGUGAAAUAGGGUAGGUGGUUAUCGAUUGCAGUCGAAGUUAACGAAAAAAAUGUCAAAUCUUCUACUCAUUUCUCCUUCAAUCAACUUAUUAUGGACUCCAAAAUCUGUCGCCAAUAAUAAUCAGACUUCGUUAAUUAAUCAGCAAUUGCGCAGAACAGUUUCAGUUAGAGCUUUCUUUUUCAAUCCAUCUGACGAACCAAUUCUCAAGGAAGCAGUCAAGGAACCUUUGGCAUUCAUGGGUGGAAUGUUGGCGGGCCUUCUCAAGCUUGACUUGAAUGAAGAGCCCCUCAAAGAGUGGGUGAAUAAGACAGUUGAAGCUUCUGGAAUUACAGAAGAAGAAAUUGAUGCCCAAGGACCAGAAGCAGAAAAAGAAGCUCCACAACAGAUAGAUAUUGAAUAAACAUACUUUGAUCUGGUUCAUUUUAUUAACCCAUUUUUCCUGACUGCAUUCACCAUUUUGUGGGUUGAAGUAACUUUAUAGCAGAUUAUCUUUCACCAAAACAGAGUGACCAGACUUUCCGCAGUAAGAAAAUAAGUUAAAUGUCAGCAAGGUUAACGAAUAAGAUGUGAAUAUGCCACGAAAACUGUAACUGUUUUUACUUUUUAGCCGAUCUUAGAAAUAGAUUUAUCAGUGCGCGAGGGGAGAGAGGUAGAGGUGGAACAUUCAUAUAUCAUUGAGUUGACUGAAGGUUCAAAAUGUCUCCCUUUUGUUUCAAAAAUUAUUAGCUAUCUUUCUGUAGCCGGUAAAAGAAAAUUUUCUAAUUAUCCAAAA